GUCCUGGAGGGCUGGCCUCCCGAACCCUGGAGCUUCGCUCGCUGGGGCCAGUGCGCCUCGCCGACCCUGCUUCCGAGUGGCUCAGGGCGGAGAGUUUCGUUCCCCAGAGCCGCGCGGGCGAGCGACAACCUUGCAGUUGAGUCUGAGAAAGAGGGAAGCGGCCGCCACGGAAGCCGAGCUGUUCGGAGGUAACCAGGAAGCCGGUUUCCCCUCGGCUUCAGCUCCGGCGCCCCCUGAGAGACGCCGGCCGCGCUUCGGGGCCGCUGCCUGGCGGGCGGGGGUGGAGGCAGCCAUUUUCUGUAGGCGCGGCGACGUUUCCUGGCCGCGGCCCGCCGGACUGUCAGGAGCGAGGCCAACUGUCAGGCUCCGGAAGCCACGCUUUCUACUCUUGGCGCGGAUAUAAGCCAGGGCUGCGGCGGAAGCUACCUCGGAGACUCUCCGUGUGCACGGUGCCCCUGCACUGUUGUGGUCUGUUCAGAGGACAUAGUGAAUCCGAGGUGGGGCGGGCAGUGAGGUCCAACACUGCAGCAGAGAAACUUGCCCGGUUCCGCUGGCUGAUGCUACCACAGGAGAACGAGAGGAAGACACUUACUGGUUUUGUACCAAACCAAAUGGGUCCUCAGUUGUCAAGGGUGGCGCUAGGAGUGUAGAGAAGCAAAACUGUUCAUACAGCAGAAUGAUGACAGUAGAUCUGAAGGUGGCUACGGACUUGAACCCUCAGAUCAGGGCUCUGUGGGAGACCAAGGGAUCUGUGACAGAGAGCUCCAGUCACAGUAAGAAAUCUUCCCCACAAAUGGACAGUCUUCAUCCCGAGAGCUCUCGCCGGGACUUCCGGAACUUCCACUACCAUGAAGCAGCUGGACCCCUCGAGGCUGUGAGCCAACUUCAGGAAUUAUGCCGUCAGUGGCUAAGGCCAGAGAUCCACUCGAAAGAGCAAAUUUUGGAACUGCUGGUGCUAGAGCAGUUCCUGACCAUUCUGCCCAGGGAGACUCAGACCCAGAUGCAAAAGCACCAUCCACAGAGCAUUAAGGAGGCUGUGGCCUUAGUAGAAUACUUGCAGAGGGAAUCUGGUCAAACAAGGAAUGGGGUCACGUUCCAUGAGCUGGGGAAGGAGGCAGUGAUCUUGGGAGGAACAGCAGAGGCCCCAGGCUUCAUGCUGAAGUCAGCAGAACUCCAAUCAGUGGGCAGGUCACAGGAUGAAGAAUUUUGGAAUACAUACCGAGGUCUACAAGAACAGCCAAGCAGGAACACUCUCAAAGAAACUGAGGCAUUAUACAAAAAGGCUCUGCCUACCCCACAGACUCUAGCCCUUUCUGAGCAGACAAACACCAAAGACUGGACAAUGGCACCUAACCUCAUCUUGCCUGAGUCCCAGAGCUUGUUGACAUUUGAAGAGGUGGCCAUGUAUUUUUCUCAGGAAGAAUGGGAGUUACUGGAGCCCCCUCAGAAGGUCCUCUACCAUGAUGUAAUGCAGGAAAACUAUGAGACUGUCAUCUCUCUAGCAUUAUUUGUGCUCCCCAAACCUAAAGUGAUCUCCUGUCUAGAGCAAGGGGAAGAGCCAUGGAUCCAGGGACCCCAGGAGUUCAAGGACAGUCAUGUAGAGUCUCCUACAGGGUUAAAGUUCAAAAAUGACACUGGAAGUCAUCAGCCUGUAUCUCUUCCUGCCUUAGAAAUAGAAGCACCAGGAGAUAUAGUUUCAAAAAAGGCCAGAGCCAAAGUUCCCCAGAAAACCACAGACAAAGAAAAUCAAGGUGAUAUACACAGGGUGGGGAAACGGCAUCAAGAUUUUCCAGUAAAGAAAAGAAAAAAACUUUCAACCUGGAAACAAGAGUUGCUGAAACUUAUGGAUCUUCACAAGAAAGACCAUGCAGGAGGAAAGCCUUUUAAAUGUCAGGAAUGUGGGAAAAGCUUCAGAGUUAGCUCUGAUCUUAUUAAACACCAGCGAAUUCACACUGAAGAGAAACCCUAUAAAUGUCAACAGUGUGGUAAGAGGUUUAGAUGGAGUUCAGAUCUUAAUAAGCACUUAACAACACACCAAGGCAUAAAACCAUAUAAAUGCUCAUGGUGUGGGAAAAGCUUCAGUCAGAACACAAAUCUCCAUACACACCAGAGAACUCACACCGGUGAGAAGCCUUUUACAUGUCAUGAAUGUGGGAAAAAAUUCAGUCAGAACUCCCACCUUAUUAAGCACCGGAGAACCCACACAGGUGAGCAGCCUUUUUCCUGUAGCAUAUGCAUGAGAAACUUCAGCAGGCGGUCAAGCCUUCUUAGACACCAGAAACUCCACAGGUAAAUAGAAGCUUGUCCAGUGUUCCCCUUUCUGAAGGAAUUCACCAAAUAGAGUUUAAAGUUGGUGAGAAAAUACAAAAUCAUAAAGCAAUCAAUGAUAAGAAUUUGUCAUCAGUGGAAAAUUUGAGGGUACAGAUGUCCUGACGGGAAUCUAACUUGGCUCUGCAGGAGACAGCAACAGCUUAUUAUUUUUACUUUUAACAGGAUUCCUUUGUAAGAGAGGUAUUCUAAGAACAUUCUGGUUGGGAUUGUAUUGGCAGAAUAACAAAUUCAACUUCAAAUAGUAGAUGCAAGCAUGAGUCAAUCAAUGGUUUUCUAUAAUCACAAAGGUAAAUAUUUGUUUUACAUUAGUCUCCCCAGCCACUCUUGAACAUACACGAUAGAAACAUUUGUAGCAUGGUAUUCCAAAACAAAAAGCAAUAAUAUGUGUGUUUAAUUGUAUACUAUUAUCUUCAGAGUGUCAGGCUUACUGCUUUAAAUUGUCUCGUACGACAGAAAUGUAUUCUAAUGUAAAGUUCUCCAAGAACCAAAUUGGAUUUCCUUUUAUUUUUGGACACUGUUCACAAAGUUGGACAUCCUUUGAGUAUCUACUUGAACUUUUUAACAACUUUACCUCUUGAGUUUUUACUGUAAUGAAAUCAUAUUUACUUCAUCACCAAGGAAUCUGCCAGGUGAACUAAUAAUGCACUAGCUUAUGUCUUUCAUUGGUGGUGUUUGGAAAAUGGGAAACAUCUCCAGUGAGAUCUUAUGGAAACGGGUUGGAAUUUGUAGCCAUGGACUAUGCAUUAGAUGUAAAGAAUAAUUUUUGGCAAUAAAAGAAACUAGACUACUUUCUUACCUCAUAAUGUCACUAGGAUUAAACAGCCAUAAAAUUUAGCACUUGCCUAAGGCUUGAAAGAAAAUUAGUGGCAGUUCAGGAUCAGAUUCUGGUCAGGUUUCUUUUUGUUGCUUGCCUUUUAAUUUGACUUGUUUGUUUAUUAUUAAGAAUGAGAAAAGAAUUGUGUUUAUAUGGAAACUGAGGUGUAUGUUUUGCAUGCAGACCCUUGAAGUUCACUUGCUUUGGUGACCUGGGGAAUCCAGUUAGCAGAAGACAGAGAGUUCCCAAAAGGAAAGGUUUAGGAACUGAUGAGUAUUGGGCAAGGAUGGGUGAAUUCGCAUCUAUGUAGUUUGUCUUAAACUGUGUUAUGGAUUUAAUUGUGUCCCCCCACCCCCAAAAAAAAAUAUGCAUUGUAAAUCCUAA
Trichechus manatus latirostris (Florida manatee) is the source of this 3529-nucleotide messenger RNA. It is a transcript of the gene ZNF75A, whose product is annotated as zinc finger protein 75A. Gene Ontology annotation, biological process: regulation of DNA-templated transcription. Bases 677 to 2293 code for a protein of 538 amino acids. The record is from RefSeq and is a predicted model, not a curated record. The transcript has 7 exons. Lineage: Eukaryota; Metazoa; Chordata; Mammalia; Sirenia; Trichechidae.